AUGUUUGUGAGACUGUGUACGUUCAUUCUAGUGUGGGGCGCAAUUUGCGAGAGUGAAAGCGCGCGACCCUCACCUCUGGCGGUGCCGCGUUGCUGCCCGCCUCAACACGGGAUCUCCGCGGCGUUUCUGCGCUCGCAUCUGCUGCGGUCGAAGACGCUACCGGCCGCCUGCGAGCGACAGGAGCCAACGGUGCCCUGGGCCCCGCUGAUAUACGCACCGGCCCGCGGUACGUUCUUAGAACGAGGCCGCCUACCGCCUCAUUGGCGCGAAGCGUGGUCGGCGAUCCCCGAGUGUCCCGAGCUGCGUGUGGUCCUAGAGCACGCCGCUCCCUACGCCUUGCUCGCCAACAACGGGUCCUUGCUAUUGCGCGGGGCGACCGGGGCGCUGCCGCCGGACCGCUACUGUGCUGAUGUCGCCGCCGCUCUCGUCUGCGCGGAGGACGCCGAAGAGCCCGGUCCGUCGAAGUGCUGUGCGGCGGGUCGCGCUUUCGAUGGAUCUCGAUGCAUCGAGGACGAAGCCCUUAGCGAGGAUGCCCUCGACGAGUUACGGACCUUUGCCAACGGUAGCGUAGUGGUAGGCGGUUGGCCGUCUUGCGCGGAAGGCGCCAAUUACUCAGUAGCGGGAUUACUCCGCACCGGACGGCUCGUAGCUGACGGUGCGUUGGAGUUGGCAGGUGGGAAGUUGCCAGCGGGCGCUUGGUGCGCAGAGGCUGUGAAGGGGGAGAGAGGAGAGAGCGGCGCACGCGUUCUGACUUGCGAGGAGUUGGCGCGCGCGCUGCGCCCAGUGCGCGGUGCUAGGCACGCGUUGUACGGCGCCGGGCUCGCCGUAGGAGCGGCUUUCCUGGCCGCUACGCUGGCUGCAGGAUUCGCGCUGCCGGCCGCUCACCACGCUUUGCAUUGGCGCUGCCAGACUUAUUACGUUGCCGCCCUGAUGCUGGGCGAUGCGCUGCUGGCGGCCACGCAAUUAGCCGCUGAAGCAGUGCCGCCUUCACUUUGCCGUGCACUCGCCGUCUGUAUGCACUUCCUCUUCCUCUCCGCCUUUUUCUGGCUGAAUACGAUGUGCUUCAACAUUUGGUGGACUUUUAGAGAUUUCCGACCGACGUCGCUCGAGCGCGCCCAAGAAUCGGUGCGCCUGCGUAUCUACAUGGUGUACGCUUGGGGCGGGCCGCUCGCCCUGGCCGGGGCGGCGUUACUGCUAGACGGAUUGCCCGCUGACGCCGCUCCCGCGUUGCUACGUCCUCGCUUCGGCGAGCAGCGUUGCUGGUUCUACGGCGAUCUUGAGAUUCUCGUUUAUUUCUUCGGGCCGGUCGGCGUGUUAUUGCUCGUCAAUUUGGCUCUCUUCCUCUCCACUACGCGUCAGCUUACCUGCGGCCUCUGGCGUCGCGAUGAAGUCAAGUCCACAUCGGAGAGGGCGGCAUUGGGACGCGUAUGCGCCAAACUAGUGGUAGUGAUGGGCGUGACUUGGGGAGCAGACGUGGUGUCGUGGGCUGCAGGCGGACCGGAGUACGUGUGGUAUGCCACGGAUUUAGUGAAUGCGUUGCAAGGUGUAUUUAUCUUCCUGGUAGUGGGAUGUCAACCGCACGCUUGGGCUGCGUUGAAACGCGCCGCCCGCGCUGCCGCGUCGUGUGCGCGCGCGCCGACGCACGCCGCUCACUCUUCUUCGCAUCUUCCGUCCUGCGGCGAGUCCCUGACGCACACCACGGCGGCCCCGGCCCCGGUCCCGACGGCUCCCUCCGCGCAACGUCUGCCCAUGGAAACGGUCUGCUGA
This is a messenger RNA of Leptosia nina, 1767 nucleotides long. Lineage: Eukaryota; Metazoa; Arthropoda; Insecta; Lepidoptera; Pieridae. The record is from the annotation of a GenBank genome assembly.